AUGGCGGCAUCCGAGCCUCCCCAGUGGCUUCUGACGGUCGAUGCAAAGCGAAAGCUGCGUGACGAUGCCAUUCAGAAAUAUCUCGAUGGCCAGAAUUUGCGGUCUGAGGUCCGACAUCGAGCCCCCGAUGCUUGCUACGCGCCUACAUCCACCAGUAUGCCCAUCUUGGUAAAAUUCAAUAAUCAAACCAUUAUCACGCCACAUUUUUCAGCGCGAUCGAUGCUCACAAGCGGCUUCACAGAGAUUCUCUUCGACCACGCAAUCAAGCAGGCAAAAGAGCUUGACGAAUAUCAUGCGAAAAGUGGCCGUCUAAUAGGACCCUUGCAUGGUGUUCCCAUCACCCUGAAGGACCAAUUCAAUGUCAAAGGCUACGAUAGCACCUUGAGCUAUGUUGGACGCGCCUUUAAGCCUGCAGCACAUGGUUCACUCAUUGUGUCCAUCCUCUAA
Plenodomus lingam JN3 is the source of this 447-nucleotide messenger RNA. Lineage: Eukaryota; Fungi; Ascomycota; Dothideomycetes; Pleosporales; Leptosphaeriaceae. The record is from RefSeq and is a predicted model, not a curated record.